UUUGAGGCGAAACAAGCAAGCAUGUUCAUAGCUCUGGAUAAGUUAUUCGCGUUGCACAAUGCAAUGCUUGUUGAAUCACGGUUGAUUAAGGCUUUCUUCAUCUACUUCAUGUCAAUCUUCGUCAUCUACAUGUUUACCAGUACCAAACAAACUUACACUAUAAGGCCAAGGCUUUACAUCGGCUUGUGCAUCACCCUGGUGUUAGAAGUGAUGACUCUCCGUCUCAUGAACGACACAGAACGGCAGGCAUGGAUGACGAAUCUUGUCAGAUCCCUCUUUGCCGUUCUUGCUUCAACCCAGCUUCUUUAUGCAGUUUUCACAUACAGGGACUAUGAAGUAUUAAACCACCAGAUUUUGUUAAGGCUAGUAGAAAAGGUUAACGAUAUUCAGAGCAACACAGAUUCUACAUGGAGCGACAGUGAGGUGGAUUGGUCAUCCUGGAUUGAUGAGGACUUGUCUGAUGAUGAGGACAACCUUAAAGAUCCUGAUUACAGAAUUCCAGAAGAGAUAAAGAACAAUUUGCUUACCUCUUCAGAAACGAGAAGAUCGUAUAGCCUCCGUCACCGAUAG
Molecule: messenger RNA, 570 nt
Organism: Tarenaya hassleriana
Lineage: Eukaryota; Viridiplantae; Streptophyta; Magnoliopsida; Brassicales; Cleomaceae
Product: protein GAMETE EXPRESSED 1-like
Exons: 3
Coding region: 22-570 (182 amino acids)
Source: RefSeq, a predicted model, not a curated record